Messenger RNA from Cuscuta campestris, 468 nucleotides. The record is from the annotation of a GenBank genome assembly. Lineage: Eukaryota; Viridiplantae; Streptophyta; Magnoliopsida; Solanales; Convolvulaceae.
CCGGCGAGCAGUGGUCCGCCGCCGUCUGCUUCCUCCUCUGGUGCGCGGCUUCAAUCUCAGUUGCCACGGCCUAGAGCCGCGGCUCUCUGCGUGAUAUUUCCCCCCUCCUCUGGUUGCAAUUUGUCUUCAAUUUAUAGUCCAAGGAGAACCACUUGCCGUUGAAUUCUUCCCGUUGGAGCGUGUGGGCGAAUUGAAUGGAUAGACGUUGGAGAAGAUAUGCGUUGAAUGCUUCGCCGGUCGAACUUGGAGUGUUUACUUCGCUUGCCUUAAUGAAGAAGAAGUUGCGUUUCUUCUCUUUUUUCUGUCUUUCUUGUGCGAAUCAGGAGAGCAAUGGAUGUGCCAAUUAACUUGUUUUGAUGAUGGGUUUGGGCUUUGCCCCAAAUUCAAGUGCUUCCUUUCAAACUUGAACUCCGAUUUGGUCUUUUGCUAUAAGAUACUUUCCUCCACAAAUAAGAUAUCUGAUAACUU